UACCACUACAGACGGGUAGAGACACCAGUGCUUCCCCCAGUGUUGGUCCCCCGCCACAGUGAGUUUAACCCCCAGCACAGUCUACUGGCUAAAUUCCGGAAUGCCUCGCUCCACAACGAGCCCCUGAUGCCCCAGAACGCUACAUACCCGGACUCCUUCCCUCCUCUCCCUUGCGCCUCCUUUUCUUCCACCUCCUCAUCCUCUCUCACCCAGUCCCCCACCUCCGCCAGCUACCCCAACUCUCCCAGCAGCUCAGCCGAACCUACCAGCCCCUACCACAUCACAGAGACCCCACCUCCCCCCUAUAGCAUGAUGGAGACAGUCCCAACUGAGGAUGUCAAGCCUGGAGACUCCACACACAAGCUCACCUUCUCAGCUCCGCACAUAGAUCUGCGGCCUGUGUGUUAUGAGGAGCCAGAGUACUGGUGUUCAGUGGCGUACUACGAGCUGAAUAAUCGUGUUGGAGAGACGUUCCACGCCUCGUCCCGUAGUGUCCUGGUGGACGGCUUCACCGACCCCUCCAACAACAAGAACCGCUUCUGUCUCGGCCUGUUGUCUAACGUCAACCGCAACUCAACCAUCGAACACACACGCAGGCACAUAGGAAAAGGUGUCCAUCUCUACUACGUGGGUGGUGAGGUGUACGCCGAGUGUCUGAGUGACAGCAGUAUCUUCGUCCAGAGUCGUAACUGUAACUAUCAGCAUGGUUUCCAUGCCACCACCGUGUGUAAGAUCCCCAGCGGCUGUAGUCUGAAGAUCUUCAACAACCAGCUGUUCGCCGAGCUCCUCUCUCAGUCCGUCAACCACGGCUUCGAGGUGGUCUACGAACUCACCAAGAUGUGUACUAUACGCAUGAGCUUUGUCAAGGGCUGGGGUGCAGAGUACCACCGACAGGAUGUCACCAGCACCCCCUGCUGGAUAGAGGUGCACCUGCACGGCCCUCUGCAGUGGCUGGACAAAGUCCUCACACAGAUGGGCUCUCCUCAUAACCCCAUCUCCUCCGUGUCCUAACACAUACAUACACACACAGAUGUGGUCUGUCCUAAAACAUACACACACACACACAUAUCCUCUGUAUCCUGACACACACACACAUCUUAAUGGAUCUAUGCUUAUCUCGACUGACGCUAUUGAAAUAGCAGCCUUUUCUUCCUGACAGGAAUCAACCGUCACUUAACAUUACGAAUGUUAUUGAAGUUGAUGACAAUCAAUCAUACAUACAGAAGUUACUGUAGCUUUCAGUUAGUCAAUGUAAAAUGUGUCAGUGAUGCAGAUGCCUAUAUUGCAUUGUUUUAGCUACUCUGCUGUCUAGUUUUACUGUACGGGCGCUAUCCAGCGUCAACCGACAACGCUAUAUCCGUUUCAUUGUGUUUUCUUUGUUUAGGUGAUGUCAGAGGUGUGUAACUGUGAUGGGAGCUGUCUAAAAUAACACAUCUUUAAUCAAUCCCACCUGCGUUAGAAGUUCAGAACGAGAAAAGUGUAGGCUAUAGUUGAAAUAAUAAUAACACUGAAAUGAAGCAAUUAUAAGGAUUUUUACAUCAGCCAAUCGAGGCGUAGAUUACAACAAGCGAUCCAGUGUUCCAACUUGUAACACGGCUACAUGAGGUCAUUACUAGUGCAACUAGACGCAUUCAAAGGCAAUGUCCUGCACAGGUACAACGCCGGGAGCCCGUUGCUGCUUCGGCAGCUCCAACGCGGUACACCUCUCCCACAACGCCUAAACAAAAAACAAUGAUGCUGCGAGGCAGUUGUGGGUUAAGGCAGAAUGGAUUUAAUCUAGCCCUUCAGUGUCAUUAGACUGUGGUUUCAACUAUCAUUCAAUCACCUUUUUGUUCACUGUAAUCUACAGAUACUGUAUUCAACCACACAGCUCAGUUUAAAUACUCUUUAACUCACUCAAAGACAGUGUUGUGUGCCCCCUAUGGCCCCCUAUUCCCUAUAUAGUGCACUACAUUAGACCAGAGCCCUAUGGCACCCUAUUCCCUAUAUAGUGCACUACAUUAGACCAGAGACCUAUGGCACCCUAUUCCCUAUAUAGUGCACUACAUUAGACCAGAGCCCUAUGGCACCCUAUUCCCUAUAUAGUGCACUACCUUAGACCAGAGCCCUAUGGCACCUUAUGGCACCCUAUUCCCUAUAUAGUGCACUACAUUAGACCAGAUCCCUAUUCCCUAUAUACUGCACUACUUUAGACCAGAGCCCUAUAGCACCCUAUUCCCUAUAUAGUGCACUACUUUAGACCAGAGCACUAUUUCCUAUAUAGUGCACUACUUUAGACCAGAGCCCUAUGGCACCCUAUUCCCUAUAUAGUUCACUACUUUAGACCAGAGCGCUAUAGCACCCUAUUCCUGAUAUAGUGCACUACUUUAGACCAGAGCACUAUUCCCUAUAUAGUACACUACUUUAGACCAGAGCUCUAUGGCACCCUAUUCCCUAUAUAUAGUGCACUACUUUAGACCAGAGCCCUAUGGCACCCUAUUCCCUAUAUAGUGCACUACAUUAGACCAGAGCCCUAUGGCAUCCUAUUCCCUAUAUAGUGCAGUACAUUAGACCAGAGCCCUAUGGCACCCUAUUCCCUAUAUAGUGCACUACAUUAGACCAGAGCCCUAUGGCACCCUAUUCCCUAUAUAGUGCACUACAUUAGACCAGAGCCCUAUGGCACCCUAUUCCCUAUAUAGUGCACUACAUUAGACCAGAGCCCUAUGGCACCCUAUUCCCUAUAUAGUGCACUACCUUAGACCAGAGCCCUAUGGCACCCUAUUCCCUAUAUAGUGCACUACAUUAGACCAGAUCCCUAUUCCCUAUAUACUGCACUACUUUAGACCAGAGCCCUAUAGCACCCUAUUCCCUAUAUAGUGCACUACUUUAGACCAGAGCACUAUUUCCUAUAUAGUGCACUACUUUAGACCAGAGCCCUAUGGCACCCUAUUCCCUAUAUAGUUCACUACUUUAGACCAGAGCGCUAUAGCACCCUAUUCCUGAUAUAGUGCACUACUUUAGACCAGAGCACUAUUCCCUAUAUAGUACACUACUUUAGACCAGAGCUCUAUGGCACCCUAUUCCCUAUAUAUAGUGCACUACUUUAGACCAGAGCCCUAUGGCACCCUAUUCCCUAUAUAGUGCACUACAUUAGACCAGAGCCCUAUGGCAUCCUAUUCCCUAUAUAGUGCAGUACAUUAGACCAGAGCCCUAUGGCACCCUAUUCCCUAUAUAGUGCACUACAUUAGACCAGAGCCCUAUGGCACCCUAUUCCCUAUAUAGUGCACUACAUUAGACCAGAGCCCUAUGGCACCCUAUUCCCUAUAUAGUGCACUACAUUAGACCAGAGCCCUAUGGCACCCUAUUCCCUAUAUAGUGCAGUAGGGUAGCAUUUGAGAUCAAAGGAAACAGUAGUUACUAAUAGAUACGUAUAUGUCAGUGUAUAAAAUUGUGUUUUUGGAAACAUUAUAAACAUUAUAAACAUUA
This is a messenger RNA of Oncorhynchus keta (chum salmon), 3465 nucleotides long. RefSeq names its product SMAD family member 9 (gene smad9). The record is from RefSeq and is a predicted model, not a curated record. Lineage: Eukaryota; Metazoa; Chordata; Actinopteri; Salmoniformes; Salmonidae. The coding region runs from base 127 to 1011 and encodes 294 amino acids. Gene Ontology annotation, biological process: SMAD protein signal transduction; anatomical structure morphogenesis; regulation of transcription by RNA polymerase II. The transcript is spliced from 6 exons. Gene Ontology annotation, molecular function: I-SMAD binding; RNA polymerase II cis-regulatory region sequence-specific DNA binding; DNA-binding transcription factor activity, RNA polymerase II-specific. Gene Ontology annotation, cellular component: heteromeric SMAD protein complex.